UUGUCACACACAACACACACACACACACACACACACACACACACACACACACACACACACACACACACACACACACACACACACACAUAUAUAUAUAUAUAUAUAUAUAUAUAUAUAUAUUCGUGCGCGCGCGCGCGUUCGCACGCGCACACAUACAUACAUGCACACACAUGUAUUAAUAAUCCCUUCACAAGUCCACUGCUGAACAUAGGCCUCCCCCAAAGAAUGCCACAAAGCACGGUCCUGAGCCACCUGCAUCCAUCGACUUCCUGCAAAUCUUACCAGGUCGUCACUCCAUCUAGUGGGGCGACGCCCUACACUUCGCCUGCCGGUACGAGGCUGCCACUCGAGUACCUUUCUUCCCCAUCGGUAGUCGGUUCUUCGAGCUAUAUGGCCGGCCCAUUGCCACUUCAGCUUACUAAUCCGUUGGGCUAUGUCGGUCACUCUGGUUCUACUGCGGAUAUCCUCAUUUCUGAGUUUAUCACGCAGAGAAACUCCGAGCAUAGCCCUCUCCAUAGCUCGCUGAGCGACCUUGAGCUUCCUCAUCCGGCCAGCAGUGAAGGACCACGUCUCAGUUCCGUAUGUCAUCACUGGCAACACGCACUGGGUGUACAGUCUCGUUUUCAAGUUUUGAGGUAUACCUGA
Molecule: messenger RNA, 645 nt
Organism: Parnassius mnemosyne (clouded apollo)
Lineage: Eukaryota; Metazoa; Arthropoda; Insecta; Lepidoptera; Papilionidae
Source: the annotation of a GenBank genome assembly